AUAUGGUGUUUCACAGCAACAUGAGUUAGCAACAUGUGGCCGGACAAUAUUUCUAUGCCGCCCCAAAAGCCCCAAAACCCCACUCGUGUUGAAUGAACGUGUCGCGGAUAACUAGUCUGAAUUCGGAAAAAUCCGCUUUGUUGGCUUCUGUGUGUGUGCGUGCUUGUUGUGUGUGUGUGCGUGUGCGUGGCAAAAGUUUCUGUUUUUGUUUAUACUUCCAAGCCGCUCUCUCUUAGUUGUGACGUCACAUCAACGAUUCGAUCAUCUUGCGUGCAAUUGCAAAUUGUGUAAUAGUUUAUUAAUAAAUAAGACCAAAAGCAUAGUGAAAAUGCGACGACAAUGUCAGGCUGCAUUCAGGCAUCUAGUGCGUCACUGCCAGGCGCCCACAGCCACAACGAUAACAGCGACAACGACAACAAUGGGAGCCCGAAGAUUAUGUCUACUCCCACAGACGUCUCUGCUCCAACAGAUGCCCCUGCUGACUCACAGACGGUACUCGAAGUUCAGCACCCACCUGAGCGAGGAGCGGGCCAUGGAGCUGCUGUGCAAUUUGGAUGAGGAGGAGCGCCACAACCUGCGCGAUGCGUUGGGCAAAAUGGAUGCCGACAAGGAGAAGAAGAUGUACGAGAGCCAGCUGGCUGUUGGCAGUUGGCGGACUCGCUUCGGACGACUCUCGAAUAAACCGACACUGGGCCAGGUGGAUCCUUCCGGCUCUUUUUGUGCCGUUCCCGAUGAAUGGCUGCGAAAGAAAAUGGUUGAAUCGGCAGCGCCACCCACCGCAGGACAAUUGUCCAGCAUUUUUUUCGUGAACGCAGUGCCCUUUAUAGCCUUCGGUUUCCUGGACAAUUUCAUCAUGAUCACGGCUGGCGAAUACAUUGAGCUUUAUAUGGGCCAUUUCAUUACCCUCUCCACAAUGGCUGCUGCGGGGCUGGGGAAUACCAUAAGCGAUAUUAUGGGCAUUACCAUGGCUACAUAUGUGGAGCACGGAUGUCAGAUAUUGGGCCUCAAGCAGCCUCAAAUGGCGCCAGCGCAAUUUGAGCUCAAGUCCAGCAAGCGAGCCUCCAGUUUUGGUCGUAUUAUUGGCAUCACAGUGGGCUGUUUGCUGGGCAUGUGCCCCUUGUGGUUUAUGGAAGAGAACAAGGAUGCGGCUGGCUUUGGGCCCGUGGCUGCAGCCGACAAAGAAGAGGCACAAAUUGUACAUAAUUAGCUUAAAGUUACUCUGGUCAAUUAGAGAUGCUGUAUUGUCUUUAUUAUGUUUAAUUUAUUGUUACCAUCUGAAGAUUUUAUUUUGAUAUUUUGAUAUUAGACUUAAACUGCCGGCUGAUUGAUUUGCUUUAAACGUCUACGUCUUGGCAUUUCAUUUCCUUCAACGAACAGACGACAAAUUGUAUUUCCAUCGAACGGAAGCUCAGUUGCAAUGCAUAAACGAACUAAUGAGACACUCAAUGUACCUACUAAUCUAUUGUACUACUAUUAAAGUUCAUCCUAGCUCAUAAUCUACACGUAUACUCUUUUAUAGCAACAAUUAGCCUCUAGAACAUGUACAUUUUCGCGCACCGCACUGGCUCUGCUCUGACUGCAACUAAAAUCGUUUUUAGAUAGAGCCUUAACACU
Messenger RNA from Drosophila persimilis, 1614 nucleotides. Its product is annotated as transmembrane protein 65. The record is from RefSeq and is a predicted model, not a curated record. Lineage: Eukaryota; Metazoa; Arthropoda; Insecta; Diptera; Drosophilidae. The coding region runs from base 329 to 1207 and encodes 292 amino acids. The transcript is spliced from 6 exons. Gene Ontology annotation, cellular component: mitochondrion.